AUGCCUCUGCGUGUCUUUGCGGCAGCCCUCAUCGCCUUGAUGUUGGAGGCGCAGAUGAUAGUCCAAUCAUUGCUUUCCCCCAGAGCCUUCCCAGAAGCCGACACCAUUCCAUUGUUUGUCAAAGAACAACUGCUCCGCGCCUUAAAGGACACAGGCUCAGAUAUGAGCUCUAUAGAUCAUGCAAUGGCACUCGUGCUUGGUCUGGAGCUUUCCUACGAAAGAGAUAUGCAAGCGAACUUCCGUCUCCCCAAUGGAAAAGUCAUAUCUUCAGUUGCCGUGACGUGGGCGAAAUGUUCUGGUCACGACAACUACUCCCGUUUCAGCUUUGCGCACCGCUUUUUUGUCUUCGAGACACUCCCUUUUCCUAUGAUCUUGGGAAAUGAUCUACUCGACGAUGCCGGUGAAAUCCGGACAGAUAUGUUUAAGAUCGUUUCACCAGAAGGGAAAGCCUUUUCCUUACCAGCCAUCGUGGACACAGGUGCUACUGUCAACGUCAUUUCCAUGGAGGCGUUACAGUCGCUGGGUUUCGAGGCGGACCCCAAGUACGCGAUGGUACUCACUAUGGUAAAUGGCCGGCGCAUCUGGUCGAAGGGCAGAGUGAGACUGGACUUCCACCCUCCUCACUCGAAAGCCCGUCUGAGUGAGCAAUUCGAAGUGAUCGAGAAUCUUGAAGUACCUGUCAUUAUUGGUCGACCCGUUGCUAUGGAGAUAUCCAUGUCUGGCAGACUCUCGCCUCAGCAGGUCGAAGAUUCUAAGCCCUUUGUUAUGUCUGUGGCCAAAGAAGGCGAAGGCGUUGCGCGCCCGUUCAUGUGCAUUGUCAACGGGGAGAUGGUCAAGGCUGUUGCGGACACAGGCUCAAACAGGAACUUGAUAUCCAUUUCAGCAGCCUCCAGACUCUGCGAAGCGAAUUCGAUGAGGAAAUGUAACCUGGACAUAACAUUAGCUGACACAUCGAAAGCCGCCAUUAACGCCUACUUCAAAGUCGAAAUUUCUCCAUAUUCUGCGCCGGAAGAGACGGUCAUAAAGAGAUUCUAUGUUUUGGAAGGAUUGAUCGCUGAUAUCUUCCUUUCAAGGCAAACGCUGGAGGAGAUCGGCGCCUUUACAAGGAAUCGACAAUCCUUCCUUGAACUACCAGGUGAAUCUUUGCUUUACAACCUGAACGUGGCUGCAUACCUGUCCAAACCAACCGCCAAUCUCUUGCGCUUCCUCAAGACCGGUCUUCGUUCAAAGACCGAGACUGAGGCUGGAUAUCAAAAACCCACCUUACACACCCUUCCACCACCGUCGGCCACUGACAAAGGGUUUUAUUUAGCACUUAAGAUAGUCGCUGCGUACGAGACUCACCUCAGAGACAAAAGGGAGGCAGAAAUCGCUCGCUUGAGUGGCGUACAGAGAACCAUCGCCGAAGACGCCGAGAAGCGGAGGAUCGAGCGGUACGAAGCCGAUUUGAGAAGGAGAUUAGACGAACGGAAGCAAGAUACUAAUACUCGUUGUUAG
Fonsecaea multimorphosa CBS 102226 is the source of this 1497-nucleotide messenger RNA. RefSeq lists its product as uncharacterized. The record is from RefSeq and is a predicted model, not a curated record. Lineage: Eukaryota; Fungi; Ascomycota; Eurotiomycetes; Chaetothyriales; Herpotrichiellaceae. The coding region runs from base 1 to 1497 and encodes 498 amino acids. The transcript has a single exon.